AUGACCGUUAAGGCGGGUUUUCUGUACGGAGUCUCCCUCGCUCUGUUCCUGAGCAGCGGAGUCUCCGCUGGUAGCAUGCAUCAUGACGAGACGAUUGAGAGUCACCGUGCCAAGAACGAAUCAGUAUAUAUAACCAAGCAAUAUGGCUUGAUGGUCUUUCUCGCUCAGCAACCAGCUCUUCUCCUCUCAACCAUGUUCUUCAAGACGCUGCUCACUUCGGCCGUGGCCUUUGGCACUGCUUUUGCCCAGAGCAAGGCUGGCGUUGAAGACCUUGACAAACCCCGCAGAGACCUCUUCGAGAAGGAUCUCUCCAAAUGUCCCGGCUACAAAGCUACCAACCACCGGGAGACCAAAUCAGGUUUCUACGCUGAUUUGUCUCUUGCGGGACAGGCCUGCGACGUCUUCGGUGUUGAUCUCCCUGAGCUGAAGCUUGAGGUUGAGUAUCAAACUGAGGACCGUUUGCAUGUCAAGAUCUUGGAUACGAAUAACACCGUCUACCAAGUCCCUGAUGAUAUCUUCCCUCGUCCUGGUUAUGGACAGUGGGCUUCACCUAAGAACUCGAAGCUCAAAUUUGACUUCAAAGCGGAUCCUUUUUCGUUCACUGUGACGAGGAAGGAUUCUGGAGAAGUUCUUUUUGACACUUCGGGCAGCAAGCUUGUUUUUGAGAGUCAGUACUUGUACCUCAAGACCAAGCUUCCGGAGAGGCCUUAUCUCUACGGCCUGGGUGAGCAUAGUGAUCCUUUCAUGCUCAAUGCCACCAACUACACCCGCACAAUCUACACUCGCGAUGCUUAUGGCUGCCCCAACGGCCAGAACCUGUAUGGAGCUCACCCCAUUUACUUUGACCACCGCAAGGGCGGCACCCACGGUGUCUUCCUCCUCAACUCUAACGGCAUGGAUGUCUUCAUCGACAAGAAGAACGGCAAGCAAUUCCUAGAGUAUAACAUCAUCGGCGGUGUUCUCGACUUCUACUUCAUCGCUGGUCCUACACCCCGCGACGUCGCCAAGCAGUACGCUGAGAUCACUACCCUUCCUCUCAUGACGCCAUACUGGGGUCUUGGUUUCCAUCAGUGCAGAUAUGGAUACCGAGACGUCUACGAAGUCGCUGGUGUUGUGGCCAAUUAUUCAGCUGCUAAGAUCCCGCUCGAGACGAUGUGGACUGACAUUGACUACAUGGACCGUCGUCGCAUCUUCACCAUUGACCCUGAGAGAUUUCCUGCCGAUAAGUACAAGGAUCUCGUUGACACGAUCCACGCUCGUGAUCAACACUACAUCGUCAUGGUUGACCCAGCUGUGUACGACAUGGAGCCCAACCCAGCUCUCACCAGCGGUCUUCAGUACGAUACCUUCAUGAAGGAGCCUAAUGGCUCAGACUACAGAGGUGUUGUCUGGGCUGGACCUAGUGUCUUCCCUGAUUGGUUCAACCCGAACUCUCAGCAGUACUGGAACGAACUCUUCCAGAACUUCUUCGACGGCGAGCAUGGCCCUAACAUUGAUGCUCUCUGGAUCGACAUGAACGAGCCCGCCAACUUCUUCAACCGUCCUUAUCCCGGUAACAACACCACUCCCGAGAACUUCGCCGAGGUCGACGGCGACCCUCCCAAGGCCCCUCCCGUUCGAGACGGUCCUCCCGCUCGCAUCCCUGGAUUCCCCGAGAGUCUCCAGCCUCCCUCUCUCCGCUCCACCAAGCGCGAAGUCACAGCCGUCGCCAAGACCACCAAGCGCUCCGUCGAGGUCCGCACUACUCCUCGUGGCCGCGGUGUUGGUCGCUGGGCAGCUACCCGCAAGGUCUGGGGCCAGAACAAGUACGGACGUCCCGGCCACGGCUGGCAAAAUGGCAAGAAGACUGGUUCUGGCUGCGGCCCUGACGAGUGCAAGGGUCUUCCCAACCGAGAGCUCAUCCAGCCUCCUUACAUGAUCCAGAACGGCGCUGGACCUACACUUGCUGACAGUACCACCGAUACUGAUCUCGUUCAGAGCGGAGAUUACGUUCAGUAUGAUACCCAUAACUUGUAUGGUGCUCAGAUGUCCUCUCACUCUCACAACGCUAUGCGCUCGCGACGACCUGAUAAGCGUGCUCUUGUCAUCACACGAAGCACCUUUGCUGGUUCUGGCAAGGAUGUUUCGCACUGGCUUGGCGAUAACCUUUCUCAGUGGGAUCAGUACCGUUUCUCCAUCUCUCAGAUCCUGCAAUUUGCUUCUAUCUAUCAGAUCCCCGUUGUCGGUGCUGAUGUUUGUGGAUUUGGUGGUAAUGUCACUGAGACCCUUUGCGCACGAUGGGCUACCCUUGGUAGUUUCUACACUUUCUUCCGUAACCACGCCGAUAUUACUUCUCAGUCUCAGGAGUUUUACCGCUGGCCCAAGGUUACUGAGGCUGCUCGCAAUGGUAUCUCCAUCCGAUACCAGCUCCUUGACUACAUCUACACUGCCAUCUACAAGCAGAACCAGACCGGCUCUCCUACUCUCAACCCCAUGUUCUUCAACUACCCCAAGGACAAGAACACCUACUCCAUUGACCUCCAGUUCUUCUAUGGUGAUGGUAUCCUCGUCAGCCCUGUUACCAAGGAGAACAGCACCAAGCUCGAGUACUACCUCCCUGACGACAUCUUCUACGAGUGGUCCACCGGAAAGCCCGUCCGCGGUAAGGCUCAGUACGAGUCUGCCGAAGUCGACGUCACCGACAUCAUGGUCCACUACAAGGGCGGCCUGAUCUACCCCCAGCGCGUCGAGAGCGCCAACACAACCAAGGCUCUCCGCCAAAAGGGCUUCAACCUAGUGAUUGCACCCGGUCUCGAUGGAAAGGCCGAGGGCUCCCUGUAUCUUGAUGACGGAGAAUCUGUUGUUCAGGACACGGCUUCUGAGAUCGACUUCAAGUACAGCAAGGGCAAGCUGAGCUUUGAUGGAACCUUUGAGUAUGAUGCUGGUGUCGGUAUUGAGACUAUUACAGUUUUGGGUGUCAAGUCUAAGCCUCAUGGUACGGAGCAUGCUGAGUACGAUGCCGAGAACAAGAAGCUUGUUUUUACUGCGGAUAUUCCGUUGACGCGCAAGUGUCGCGUUGACUUGUUCUGA
Molecule: messenger RNA, 3069 nt
Organism: Fusarium proliferatum ET1
Lineage: Eukaryota; Fungi; Ascomycota; Sordariomycetes; Hypocreales; Nectriaceae
Exons: 3
Coding region: 1-3069 (1022 amino acids)
Biological process (GO): carbohydrate metabolic process
Molecular function (GO): hydrolase activity, hydrolyzing O-glycosyl compounds; carbohydrate binding
Source: RefSeq, a predicted model, not a curated record